AUGGCUGCCGCAGGCCAGGCGGCCAUCGGUGCGAGCCCGGAGCCCCCGGUCUCCGGGAGCGCCGUCAAGGUCCCCUACACGCAGGACCCCGGCGCCGGUGCGGCCCCCGACAUCCAGGAGUGUGACAUCGAGUGCGAUGAGAUGCCCGCCAAGGUCCUGAGCAACAUCCACUCGGCCGUCAUGGAGCGAGUCACCUCCCUGGAGCCGCCAGUCCGCGAGCCGCCGUUGGUGCACUUCCUGCCUGACUAUCCGGAGGAGGAGGCUCCCACCGACAGUGCCAGUGUUCUAAUGCGGCAGUGGCAUUGCCACAUGCCGCUCAGGGGCGCCCUGCCGGAUUUGCACCCCCUCACCCGGUCCCCUGUGCCCUUGUCCAGCCUCGGCUUCUUCCCGGCGGAGGCCGAUCUUGGGGGUGCGUCCACGGAGGGCCCGCCGGAGUUGCCCCGCGCCCGGCCCUCCGACAAGGGCGACUUGUAUUCCUUCUCACAGGCAUGCCAGCUGGGUAUUGUAACCAUGCGCAUGCCCCUGGAGGAUGGCCUGACCGAGGAGGAUGUGGCAGUCUUGCUGCAUGACCGGCAGUUGGUUGUCAUGGUGAGUGAUUCGCCCGUUGUCUUCGGCACGCUCUUCGCCUCUAUUCACCCGCGCAACUCCUGCUGGUCGGUAUGCUGCUCCCUGGAUGGCGCGGUGCUCCUGGUGGAGCUGUGCACCGUUCGGUCGAUCUCCUGGCCGGUCCUCCUGACCCCGGGCCCCAACAAUGCGAUGGAUGCCCACUCGCGAUAUCUCCUGGCCCUUACCCAAACCGGCCCCGAGGCUCGACUGUCCAUGCUCGCGGCAGCCAAGAUGGCCCAUGCCAAGGCCAUCCGCGUCUUCCUCUUAUCCUUCCCCACCGCGCACAAUCGGGAAAUGUCUGCCCGUGAGUUCUGGGACUAUUGGGCGGUCCUGUCGGUCGCGGUCGAGGGGGGCUGCGAUAAAGCCUGCCUGACAAUGGCCCUGCUGUACCUGCAGGGCCACACACACAUGUCGCCAAGUCCUCGCUACGCUCUGGCCCUGUUGGAGGCCUACACGGAUCGGGUGCCGCGGGUCACCAUGCCAGACGGUACCACACAGCCACUUUACCACCUGCCCACCACGGCCACCAACCUCAUGGCACUGGCACACUUCUUGGCCGGGGCCAUCCAUGAGGCUGGGGUGGACGGCCCGCGGAAUGUCAGCGAGGCGGCCGGGCAUUUCAUCCGGGCCACAAUGCAUUUCCUCACUCCGGAAUUCCACAAUAUAUGCUUUCACAUCCUCACGCAUAUGAAGGGGACCGACAGGCGGCUGCUUUUCCUGCUCAUGUGGUUCGUGAGUGCCUCGCCGGAAGACGACGUCUGGAUGUAUCUCAAGAAAAUGCCCAUCGGGGCGCCCCUGGCCGCGGCCUGCCUGCUGUUGCCAUGCCCAUCCCGUCUACGAGCUGCACUACAGGAGGGUGUUCUGGACCGGGUGGCCGCCGAGGCGGCCCAUCUUCCCGACACCUUUGCUCGCCAGAUGUCGCCGACGCUUCUUCAAGUGGCAUCAAGCUUGCUCAGCAAUGCGGUCUUCCCGAUUGUCGAGCAUGAGCCCCGGCUAGUGGGGCUGUCUUUCUUCCUUACCCGCGUGGAGGAUGACCAGUCCAGGAAGACAUCCUGGUGGUCCAUGCCAAUGGUGCUGCCGGCGCUCGGGCUAAGCGCAGCGGCCCUGGCCACCGGGGUGCUGAUUGCCCUAAAUAAUCGCCGAUGAGGCUUGAGCCCGUCCGGCGCCCGGUUGUGUCAUACCCUGUGUGCUAGUAUGCUGUCUUUCCGGGCCCGGGCCUGAUGCGCGUGUUGCAUCACAGCUGCAGAGUCCGUGCGAUCUAACUCGGGGGGGG
Molecule: messenger RNA, 1879 nt
Organism: Fonticula alba
Lineage: Eukaryota; Rotosphaerida; Fonticulaceae
Exons: 4
Coding region: 1-1752 (583 amino acids)
Source: RefSeq, a predicted model, not a curated record